Polyodon spathula (Mississippi paddlefish) is the source of this 2248-nucleotide messenger RNA. Its product is annotated as pseudouridylate synthase 7 homolog. Gene Ontology annotation, cellular component: nucleus. The record is from RefSeq and is a predicted model, not a curated record. Gene Ontology annotation, biological process: pseudouridine synthesis. Gene Ontology annotation, molecular function: RNA binding; pseudouridine synthase activity. NCBI's taxonomy places the organism in Eukaryota, Metazoa, Chordata, Actinopteri, Acipenseriformes, Polyodontidae.
UUAGGCGCGCACGUGCUUCCUCUUGUUGCAGAAAGAAGCUGGCGGCGCGUGCAGUGCACAGAGUGCUGGCUGGGAGCUCGAGAGUUGUGAUUGGUGUGUCUGCUGGAAGUUUGCUGCACUCUGCUGCUCUGAUCCGUUGGAGACCCACCUGCACUGACUGCUUCUCUUUGGCGGGUCGUGCCGUGAUUUCCUUCACAAAGCCCCCUUUGCUGCUCCAGACAAUGGAAGGGAUGGAGCCUGAAGGCUCCCCGGCCAGGGUAGUGGAGAAGCGCCCCUGUCCAGAGGAGGAGAACCCCUGCCCAGGGAGCGCCAAAAAACCCAAACUGCAGGAGUCUGAGAAUGGGGGGAGUGAGAAGAGAAAGGAGGAGGAGGAGAUGCCUGUGGAGGAGGAGAGUGAGGAAGAUGAGCUGGCAGGGCAAGGACAGGGAGGAGAAAGCUUUGCUGACAUGAUGAAGCACGGACUCACAGAGAAGGACGUUGGGAUACUGAAGUUCGUCAGCAAACAUGAGGGCUUCUCUGGGAUCCUGAAGGAGAGGUACUCAGACUUUGUGGUCCAUGAGAUCAGUAAAGAAGGCACAGUUUUGCAUCUGGACGACCUGUCUGUGCCUGUGGAUUCAGAGGACCCUCCUCUGGAUGUGUCAGAGGUGCUGACUGAGGAGCAGAAAAAGCAGCUGGAGGAUCUGCAGCAGUUCAAGAAUAAGGAGGGCACUGUGUCCCUGGAGGUCUUGGAGGACACUAAAGAGAAGCGCACUCUGCUGCAUCAGGCAGUGAAGUCUCUGUUCCCUGGGCUGUGUGUUCUGAAGACAGUGGAGCUCUCUGGACGCAGGUUCAUUGUGGCCUACCAUGCUGCCGGGAAGAAAGCACUCGCAGAGCUCCGAACUGCACCAGCCCCCAGGAAGCACUCGUGGCCCAAGAGCAGAGGGAAUUUCUGCCACUGCACCCUCUACAAGGAGAACAAGGACACCAUGGAGGCCAUCAACGUGCUCUCCAAGUUCCUCAGAAUAAAGCCGAACCUCAUUUCCUACAUGGGAACCAAAGACAAAAGAGCGAUCACCGUCCAGAGGAUUGCUGUGCAAAAGAUCACUGCUCAGAGACUUUCUCACCUCAACACGUGCCUGAUGAACUUCAAGCUAGGGAACUUCUCCUACCAGAAACACCCCUUGAAACUGGGGGAGCUGCAGGGAAACCACUUCACUGUGGUGAUCAGGAAUAUCUCCGGGUCGAAUGAGCAGGUGGAGCUAGCUAUGGUCUCACUGCGGGAGACGGGAUUCAUCAAUUACUACGGCAUGCAGCGCUUCGGGACCACUGCGGUGCCAACCUACCAGGUCGGGAGGGCCAUCCUGCAGGGCAAUUGGAAGGAGGUGAUUGAUUUAAUCCUGAAGCCCCGACCUGGAGCUGAGAAGGGGUACCUGGUGCAGUGUCGUGAGGAGUGGGCUCGCUCUCAGGACCCCGAGGCUGCGCUCAGGAAGCUGCCGGUGAAGCGAUGUGUGGAGGGGCAGCUGCUGCGCGGACUCUCCAGCUACGGGAAGAACAACAUCAUCGCUGCGUUCGGCAUCAUCCCCAGGAACAACCGGCUGAUGUACAUCCACAGCUACCAGAGCUACUUGUGGAACAACCUGGUGAGCCGGCGCAUUGAGGAGUUCGGGCUGAAGGCAGUGCCGGGGGACCUGGUGCUGAGGGGAGCGACGGCGGAGCCCCUGUCAGAGUCAGAGGUUGCUGACUACUCCAUCCAUGACGUGGUGAUGCCUCUGCCUGGCUUUGAUGUCAUUUACCCCACACACACGAUUGGGGACGGCUACAAAGAGAUGAUGGAGGCAGACAACCUGGACAUCAACAACAUGAGGCACAAGAUCCGCGACUACUCCCUCUCCGGAGCGUACCGCAAAAUCAUCACCCGCCCGCAGGAUGUCAGCUGGGAGGUGAUCUCAUAUGAUGAUCUCAAGAUCCCGCUGGUCCACACCGACGUUGAGAAGCUGGAAGGGAAGCUGCCUCCUGUGUACCCUAAAGAAGGGAAGUACCGCGCGCUGCGGAUGGAGUUCUCCCUGCCCCCCUCCUGCUACGCCACCAUGGCGAUCCGCGAGGUUCUGAAGAUGGACACAAGCAUCAAGAACCAGACGCAGCUCAACACUGUGUGGCUGCGCUGAGGCUGGCUGCAGGCAGGGUGCUGGGCACUCUUACACUGUGUGUGUGUGUGCACUGGGGUGGAAGUGACUCCCACUGCACAGCAGUCUGAUCCAUUCCUGGUUUU